Molecule: messenger RNA, 7445 nt
Organism: Salvelinus fontinalis (brook trout)
Lineage: Eukaryota; Metazoa; Chordata; Actinopteri; Salmoniformes; Salmonidae
Product: DNA (cytosine-5)-methyltransferase 3A-like
Exons: 25
Coding region: 157-4800 (1547 amino acids)
Biological process (GO): negative regulation of transcription by RNA polymerase II
Cellular component (GO): nucleus
Molecular function (GO): protein binding; DNA (cytosine-5-)-methyltransferase activity, acting on CpG substrates; DNA binding
Source: RefSeq, a predicted model, not a curated record
CAAUGGGACGUCCCCUUUUCGUACAGUCGGCCAAUCCCGAUCAAGAAUAGCCAGGUUGGAGAGACGUCAUUGGAGAGUAUCGAGAAAGAAGCCUGUGGUUCUCAAACCGGGUGGCAGAGUCUACCCGGAGGAAGGGACAACGAAGGUAACAAAAAAAUGGCGACAUAUGUGGACCCGGACCAGACCCCAGAUGCCACUGCAGAGAAAUGCAGCCGUUUUGAGGUGUUGGACUGGCUCAAUAAGAUCCUGGACAUCAAAUUCACCAGGGUAGAGCAGAUAUGUUCAGGUUCCUGCUACUGCCAGCUGAUGGACUGGCUCUUCCCUGGGUGCAUUGACAUGAGCACAGUGAAGUUCCAGGCCCAGGACACACCCGACUUCAUCCACAACUACAAUCUGCUUCAAGCUGGCUUCCGAAAGACUGGUGUCACCAAGUUUGUUCCAGUGGAGGAGCUGAUGAACGGAAGGUUCCAGCCCAACUUCGUAUUCCUGAAGUGGUUCAAGAGGUUUUUCAAGGCUAACCUGGUGGGGCAGGUGUAUAACCCUGUGGAAGCUCGCCAGGGCCAGGAGAUCCAGCCUGCCAGACCCCCCCUCCGCUCCCCCCAGGGACUUGGCCGCAAGUCUGCCAGCCGCAACCCCAGUCAAUCAGGGGGGUUGGAAACCGACACAGAUGAAGAAUCUUUAGGGAAGUAUCAAAGGAAACGUAUAGUUUAUGAAGAUAUAUGGAGAGAGACGCACUCCUGGGUAGGGCCCAGCACUCUGGGAGAGUUCCAUGCCUACUGCAGUCUGUGUGACAUGAAUUUCAACAUCUAUCACUCGGGCCUUCUUGACCUCAAGCGUCACUCGCAGUGCAAGAGGCACCACAAGCUUACCCUGGCUGCCAAUGGAUGCAACGUAAGAACAGAGGCGAGAAAGAGCAGGCAGGGCAGCAUUAGCAGCUGUCCACCCUGUAGUGAGUUGGUCCUGUGCUUCAUUCAGGUUAACUGCGUCUCUGGUCCGUCCGCGGCUGGGGACCAGGUGUCUAACAGAUACGGUCAGUAUGUCCUGGGACUACAGUACCCAGAAGACAUAGUGUCCGCUUGCCAAAAGACUCCUUACUGCAUAUACAUGUACGGAGGAGUGGUGCUAGGGGAGGCUAGCAUAGCUUCUGUAGUUCUAGUAGGCUAUUUUGAUGUGAAGGCAGCCAAACACUGCAUCAGGCUGUUGGAUGUCCUGCAGUCUCCAGCCGAAGACAAUACUGGAGAGGAAACUGCUGCGGCUUUGGUGGAGACCUUGAAGAGGUUUGGGCUUCCUGCAGUUAACCUCGCUGCUCUCUACACAGAUGGUAACGGUGCUGCCUCUGAGCAGAUUUGCUCACAGCUUAGGGAGCUCAACCCCAACGUGGUGGUGCUAGGUAGGCUGUAUGGAGUGGCUGAUGCAUCCUGCCAUGCUGGGAUGGUAGAGCUCUCCACUCAGGCCCAGGAGCUAAUUGUAGAUAUCUACUCCCACUACUCCUUCUGCUCCACCAAGAAUGACAACCUGAAGGAACUGUUUUCUAGCAUAACCAGUAUCAAUGGCCUUACCCUUCCUCUCACCACCUGCUGCCUUAACUUCUGCAUGUUAGCCAGGAAAGUGUUGGAAAUGUGGACAGAUCUAAUCUCCCACUUCAGCUCCUGUAACAAAGAGGAUGACGUAGAUGAGAAGGCCAAACUGAUCUGCACACAACUGCAGGAUCCCCAAAUCAGGGCUACCUUUAUGUUCCUAAACCAGGCCCUGGAGCCCCUCUGUGCCUUCCAGGAGCGACUGCACCACCAUGAGGGCUCGGCCCGGGCCGACCUGGUGCAGAUCCUACAGGAAGCCAGCAACCUCCUGCGCUCCUAUGCCUCCAGUUUCCUCCGUCCUCAAGCUGUCGUGCGUUUCCUCAAGGAACGUGAUGUCUCUCUCCUCAAGACCACAAAGUUCCACCUGCCAGGGCCAGAGCUGAACAUAGGUGGGGCUGCAGUGGAGGACUUCCUGUGUGAGUCAUCAGAGUCAGGAAGUGAAGCACUGCAGUUUUUACAGGAACAGGCUCUGUCUUUCUACACAGCACUUACAGCCAGCGUGGCGGAGGGGCUGCCUCUGAGUGACGGCGUGUUGAGGAGCAUGGCCCAGUUACUGAGCCCCCAGGGUAGGUUGAAGGUCACAGGGAAGGUGGUGGGAGAGCUGGGGGCUAAACUUGGGCUCUGCAGCUCACCUGAGGAGAUCAGCCAGCUGAACAAGGAGUUCCUGGAGUACCAGCUGGCAGAGGAGGGAGAGUGGGAAGAGGGAGAAAAUGGAUCUGAUGGGGGCAUCCAAAAUGGCUCUGCAGCCACCUCGCUGGAGCAACAUUGGUGCACUGUGUUGAAGGCUUCUGGAUCGACCAGCAUCUUCAGGAAACUUGUUUUGACCCUCUUAGCCAUGCCUUGCCCCCCACUUGAAGCUCAGAAGGUCUUCACACAGGCUGUGGAGAAUGGGGACGUUGCCCAGUUCACUGACAGUGUGACAGAAAGUGAGCUGGACUCCGUUCGGGAAGUAGACCUGACCAAUGACAGCGCUCUAUCAGACAACAACAGUAUCUACGAGCCUGGCAUGAAGAAGAGAGGUCGUCCCAGAAAGAUUCCAUCAGAGGUGAAUUACCUUAAUGGGACAGUGAAGCCAUGCACAGUGCGGCUGCAGAAGAUAAUCAAUGGGCCAAAGAAUGAGGACGAUACUGUGUUCGUUGAGGACAACGUCAUUUGGACAAAUACUAUGGAGGGCACCAUUAGGGGCAUUUAUGGUUGGGAGAGCAGCUUACGCCAGAAGCCACAGGCGCGCACUGUGUUUCAGGCUGGUGCCGGCACCUGGGUCAAGCCACAGGCGCUUGACAACGACAGCAAAAAGGACCAGGAGUCCGAGGCUGCAUCGCCACCGAAGAAGGAGAAUCAUACAUCCAACGUGUCUACAACGAGCCCCAGGGGAGCAAAGAAGGGCAUUGAUUACCAGGAUGGGAAGGGUUUCCCCACUGGAGAGCUGGUGUGGGGAAAGGUGAAGGGCUUCUCCUGGUGGCCUGGACUGGUGGUGCUCUGGAAGUCCAACAAGGCACCGCCUGUAUCCAAGCGCCGGGUAGAGUGGUUCGGUGACGGAAUGUUUUCCGAGAUCUAUACAGAGAGGCUUCUGCAUUUUGCAGCUUUUGCAAAGUGCUUCUGCAAGAAUUCCUAUUCCAGCUUGCCCACCUACAAAGAUGCUAUCUACCAGGUCCUUGAGUUGGCUGGUGAACGCUGUGAGAAGUCCUUUCUUGCAGCGGGGAAUAAGCAGGAGUUGCUUAAGUUGAUGCUGGACUGGGCCUACAGUGGAUUCCUGCCCACUGGACCAGAUGGGUUCAACCCCCCACCACCUGCAAAUGCCAAAGACUCAAAGGCAGAAUCUUCAGACUCGUCUCUGGCAGACUACCAGCCCCCAGCUAAGAGGAAGUAUGUGAACAAGAACAGACCAUCCUAUGGGAAUCAAAGCUACAGCAGAGAGGCAAUGGUACAAGAGGUUAUGAAAGGCAAACAUGUUAAAGAAUUCUGUUUAUCAUGUGGAACCCCCCACAUCCACACCUUCCACCCACUGUUUGAGGGGAGUCUUUGCCUGAAGUGCAAGGAGAACUUUAUUGAGACUUUGUACAGAUACGACGAAGAUGGCUACCAGUCCUACUGCACAGUUUGUUGCGCUGGCCAAGAGGUCAUUCUGUGUGGCAAUGCCAGCUGCUGCAGGUGUUUCUGUAAGGACUGCCUGAACAUUUUGGUUGGUGAUGGAACCUUUGACAAGCUGAAGGAUGUUGACCCAUGGAGCUGCUUCAUGUGCUUACCAUCCCAGUGCAACGGAUCACUCAAGCUGCGAACUGACUGGAGCGUGCGAGUCCAAGAGUUUUUUGUCAACAACAGUGCUCUAGAGUUUGAACCCCACAGGGUGUAUCCCUCCAUUCCUGCCCAUCAACGCAGACCCAUCAGGGUGUUGUCUCUCUUUGAUGGGAUUGCCACAGGGUACCUUGUGCUCAAAGACCUGGGCUUCAUCGUAGAACGCUACAUCGCCUCUGAGAUCUGUGGGGACUCGAUUGCUGUGGGUAUGAUCAAACACGAGGGCAAGAUAGAGCACAUCAAUGACGUACGCACCAUCACCAGGAAACAUCUGGCUGAAUGGGGUCCCUUUGACCUACUGAUUGGAGGAAGCCCCUGCAACGACCUGGCCUGCGUCAACCCUGCUCGGAAAGGCUUAUUUGAGGGCACAGGCAGGCUGUUCUUUGAAUAUUACAGGAUGCUGACCAUGAUGAGGCCAAGGGAUGAUGACGACCGUCCGUUCUUCUGGCUCUUUGAAAAUGUGGUGGCCAUGCGCGGUCAUGACCUGGCCGACAUCUGUCGCUUUCUUGAGUGUAAUCCCAUCCUGAUCGAUGCAGUAAAAGUGAGCCCAGCUCACAGAGCUCGCUACUUCUGGGGAAACCUCCCUGGCAUGAACAGACCUCUAGCUACCUCUCUGGAUGACAAGGUGAACCUGCAGGAUUGUCUGGAGCCUGGACGCACGGCCAAGUAUAACAAAGUUCGUACCAUCACCACCAAGUCCAACUCUAUCAGACAGGGAAAGAUGGGAUCACUACCUGUCGACUUUAAUGGCAAGGAGGACUACCUUUGGUGCACAGAGAUGGAGAAGAUCUUCGGCUUUCCCAAGCAUUACACUGAUGUCAACAACAUGGGUCGGAGCCAGCGGCAGAAAGUACUGGGCCGAUCAUGGAGUGUACCAGUUAUCCGGCACCUCUUCGCUCCACUCAAGGACUACUUUGCCUGUGAGUAGGAACCCCACGUUCCUGUGUGUUGCACUGUCGUCAACAACAACAGCAACAUGAAAUGGCUGAUUGUUGGAGAGCGGAGGGUAAAAACAGGAUCAUUAUCCUGCCCUGCUUUUCAGUGAACGGAACUGUCCUGUGUUUCUCAGACUGACCUCACAGAAUCAUCUUAGUCUUUUUAUCACUGGCUGUAUUGACUGUUUUAUUAGGUUUUAGAUAAUGAGCAUGUCUCAAUGCAGUGUGGUCAUAUGAUCAUAAUAUUACCAGAAUGCACUGACACUUUUUGGUUCUUUCAGUUUGUCUGGAAUAGUUCACGUUUGUCUAUCAUUUAUUUGAUGUUUGGUUUUGUCAACUUUUGGUCAAUGAUGGUGAGAUCAGACCUCAAACCCUGCCCACUAUCUACCUCAAUACUAAUCUGUGAUCGGUCUGACAUCUGCAGAAACACAGUUUUAUUUCUAUUUAAUUUAAUGAUUUUGUAUCAUUUAUUUUAUAUUUGAAUGUUAUAAAUAGUCAGAUAAGUAAUGUUCACGUGUAAUUAUGUGAAUAAACCUAAUGUUUUUUUACUUGUUUGGAAAAAUAGAUCUUCCAAGAUAAUUAAAAAUCCAAAACUCAGAUUCAAACCAAGGCCAAAAAUGUGCCUUGAGUGUUUGUUUGUAUUUUACCUUGGCCAAUAUUCAUCAUGGUUACAGUCUGUGUGGUGCUAUUUUAUGGUUUUUAAUUAUAUUCUUGUCAAAGAGGUGGUCACAGGACACACAUUUUCACUAACUAUAGGCAGGUUUCCAUUGACACAGGUUAAUUAGACUAAAGCAAUGUUGCAAAAAAAUAAUUGCCACAUGUGUAAUGGAAACGGCAGAUGUAGGAGAAAUUUUCUAAAGAUCUAAUACAUUUUUAUACAUUCGACAGGGGUGGAUUUUUCUUUUGUCUUACGAAUAAAUUAUGAUUGCCGAAUAAUUUUGAGGGUAGGCCUACGCGGGGCAUUUGAUGUUAUCGGGUAACUUUAAAUGUCCACUCCACAUUUAAUUCUAAAUGCCUACUGCUUGCAAACUCCAUUUAUUCAACUAUAAAAAAUUAUGUUUCUUUGCAUGAUGUCCCCUUUGAAGAAACCCUUUUGGUUCCAGGUAGAACCCUUUCCACAGAGGGUUCUACCUGGAACCAAAAAGGGUUCUAUCUGGAUCCAAAAAGGGUUAUCCAAUGGGGACAGCCGCAGAACCCUUAUUUCUAAGAGUGUACAGGCUAUCGCCACUUCAUUCAUGCGCAAUUUGCUAAUUUUACCACAUUUUUAUUCGACAUUCUAGGUUUUUGUGAAAAGUGUUAUUUUAAGGGGAGACGUCAUUACGUCCAGCUGUUUUCAUCGACACAAGACAGUUGAAUGGAAAUGCAGCAUUUUUAAAUGUCGACAAAAAAACAAAAGACUGUAAAAGUUAAUGGAGGCAUAACUAUUGUCUCACUUGUUAGAACAUGCCGCUUAUAGGCUUUAAUUUAGGUGAUAUAGUCAAGCAUGUGAAUGCUAUAUGUACAUGCAUGCUUUUUCUCUUCAAAGGAAAAGUUGCUGAAACCAGUCCUUACAAGUUUGAUUUAAAUAGUAAGAUGUGUGCCUUCUCCCUGUCUUGGAGCAAUGGGGAGAAGAACGGUUGUAAUCGCAAGGGCCUACUAAACAACUGUUAAAACCUAGAUACAAUAUACAUACAACUAUUUUUCUUCUGUAAUUAUUAUUCAUUCUUAAAUAUUUUAAAGGGAGAUGGACAAAGUUCUGAGGAAAGGAGUACAUCAUCAAUCUCUUCACGUAAUUGUUUCAGUAAAACAGACAGGCAGCGUGUAAGUUUGUCUUUAAAGUGGGCACUUUUUCUGAAAGCAACUGUUUUAAACUGACCUUGUAUGUUCUUGGAGUGUUGAUGAAGGUCACAUGGAGGGCCUAGUCAUAACAUACCCACUUCAGUUUCAUGCACGUGACGUGUGUUGUUAUGACAGGUAAUCUGUGUGUUAAAUUGAAGUAGUGGCUUUAACUGCAGCGUUCUGUUCAUGUCGCUCUCAACAAGUUUGUUGAUGAUACCACAACACAACCAGCUUUCAUCAAAAACUUGAAGUUACGAUACAUUCUAAAAUGAGUACUGUUUGUCAUUAGGGGUUACUGAGAUUUUUAACUCAUCAGUUUGGAACCCUUGUUCCACCCAUACCUACCUGUUGUACUGUAUGAAGUGUGUCAGUGUGGUGACUGAUCUCAACUCAGAGGCAGAACAGAUACUGUGUUUUUCUUGCCAUUUCUAUUUUUAAUAAGCACAACCAGGUGUACACCUUCUGGACAGUGAUUUACAUAGGAUGCUGGCCUUAUGAAUAGUUUUUUAAAAUGAAACAAAAAGAACAAACAAUUGUUGUGUGUACUGUAUGUUUCUAUAAUACUUGAAUAACAAUACCUUUAAAAUGAGGUUAUUCGGGUCAUCACUAGACUCCUAUUGGUGCUAUAUUAUUGUUCAAUUGUUUUCUUCUUUUUCAUAUUUUUUUGCAUGGUAUGUUAAUAUUGAGUCAAGCUGUAUAUAACAUGUUUAGCUGUCCGCCGGCUUGUUUAGUGUAUAGUUGUCAUAGUCUCGUAACCCCAUGUAAAGCUUUUGAUCAUGUUAGAGAUGAGAAAUAAACUGGCCUAAUUCUAUUAUUUGUA